AUGGCGAGGGAAACAGAUGGAGAUGUAGUGCGUGAAAUGGCCGCGGAAAUUAGGCAAGAGUUGAAGAAACUUCGGAAAGCUAGAGGAGCUCACAGAGCUUAUGUUACAAGAACGAUCGCCAUAGCCAUGGAACGAGUAAAGAAUUUUCGGACAGGAGAUAAAAAAGAGCUUCUGAAAUACAAGGGUGUCCUGACGGAUAAGAAGAUGGUCUUGCAGAAAAUGGAUGAAAAAGUGUUGGAAAUUUUGAGUGACCAGAGUGAUGGGGACGAAUGUAUUCAAGAAGUAGAGGAAUCUGAGGCAAUUGCAAUGGAAAUAUCGGAGGUGCUUUUAGAGAUCAAAGAAAUCUUGGAAAAGGACACCGCCCUACAGCAUGCACCCGUGGAAAACACCUCAUUCUCUGGGAGCAGUUCGACAAGGAAGGCAAGAGCAAAGUUACCCAAACUGGAGCUGCAAACUUUUGACGGAACGCCACAAGAUUGGCCUGAGUUUUGGGAUGCGUUUAGCAGUACAGUGGACGAUGAUGAGGACCUUCCGGACGCGGUGAAGUUUCAAUAUUUGAAGAAGUCAUUGUUGGAGCCAGCGAAGUCGGUAAUUUCGGGAUUCAAAAUGACAGCGUCAAACUACAGAGCCGCGGUGGAGCUGUUACAUCAACGCUUUGCGAAACCGACAGUGAUCAAAAGAGCCCAUAUCAACGAGAUGCUCAAAAUCAACAGCGUGUAUGACGAAAGGCGGGUUGACAGGAUGCGAUCUCUGCACGACAGCGUUGAAACGCACUUUCGCGGGUUGGAAGCUCUGCAUGUCAACGAAGAGACAUAUGCAAGCAUUGUUGUGCCAGUUCUGCUGGAAAAGAUCCCCCAGGCCGUUCGUUUGAACAUGGUGAGAGCAUCCAGCAAAGAUCAUUUGGAGUGGUCUGUGAGAGAUUUUUUGGAAAGUUUGAGCAAGGAAAUUGAAGUUAGGGAAGUACAAGCGCCGAUUUUUGGAACAGGGGGCACGGAACGGAGAGGCUACGCCCCACGGAGAAUGGCGGACAGGAUAAUCGAUGGUACGGCAACGGCAUUGCACACUUGGAGAGCGGACAGCCAGAAACGAUGCGCCUUUUGCCAAGAAAAUCACGAAGAAGAACGUUGUUCUAAAAUUACAAACUUGGACACGCGAACCUCUACAGGUAGCACUAACGUAGCAUCGUGCACCAAUAGUUUAGGCCCUGGUAGUUCUGCAGCAUUGCAAACCGCCCUAGCUGUUGUUAAUGGGAACGAUAAGGUUAAGGUGCGCGUACUUUUUGAUAGUGGGAGUCAGAAGACCUUUGUAACCCCCACUGUAGUGGAGAGAGCCAAGCUACAAGUUGUGAGGAAGGAGAAUUUAGGGAUUAAAGCCUUUGGAAGUGAGACGGCAGAGAGGAAACUGCGAGAUGUUGUAGAGCUGGAUUUGAGGGCUGUGAGAGGUGGUAAAAGAGUGAAAGUAGAAGCGUAUGUUGUCGAGAAGAUUUCAGAAAUAUCUAAUUGCCAUGUUGAGAUUGUUAAAAGUAAAUAUAAACAUUUAGCGGAUAUCGAGUUUUCUGAUGUUUCUGAUGAGAUUAGUUUACAGGUCGACGUGUAA
Rhopilema esculentum is the source of this 1596-nucleotide messenger RNA. The record is from RefSeq and is a predicted model, not a curated record. Lineage: Eukaryota; Metazoa; Cnidaria; Scyphozoa; Rhizostomeae; Rhizostomatidae.